AUGGCUGCUCGAGUUCUUCCUGAAUGCUGGGGUCACCGUGGAGCCUCUGCUGCAUUCCCCGAAAACACCCUGGCAAGCUUCGAAGCUGCCAUGCGCGACGGCGCCGAGGGUAUCGAGAGUUGGACCGGCGAUAUGGAAAACGUGCGAACCGUUCGAGAGCCCAAGCAGGCAAUCCCGACGUUUGAACAGACGAUUGAACUGUUGAUGCGUCCGGAUAAUAGGCAUGUCACGUUUAAUGUCGAUGUCAAACCACAUAACGACCCCGACCGUCUUUUCAAGCUCAUGCACACGAUCAUUUCCGCGCAAGAGGACUGGGAAACUACUCUUGCACCUCGUAUUCUCUUGGGCCUCUGGCAUCCCAAGUUCAUCGAACCCGCUCAACGUCUCUUGCCCACUCUACGCCGUGCCCACAUUGGUCAAAACCCACACAUUGCGCGACAAUACUUUUGGGAAUCGUGCGAGAGCUUUUCGAUUGAUUUCAGCAGUUUGAGUUCGGCCGAGGGAGAAAAGUUCCGCAAGGAAUGUAAAGCAUCUGGAAAAAAGCUUCUCGUCUGGACGGUCAACCGUCGCGAGGAAAUGAUUGAGGCUGCCAGGUGGGGUGUAGAUGCGAUUCUCACGGACGUCACAUCUGUCUGGCUCGAGCUGCGUAAGCAGCUUCAAGCCGAUUUUGAAACGACGUCCAAGUCCAACUCGCGCUUGUUCCUCUGGACUCGAACAACAUACUAUUACCCCGCGAGGAUGUUUGCUUGGUCAGUGCCCCACUUUUAA
This is a messenger RNA of Rhizoctonia solani, 768 nucleotides long. Its product is annotated as glycerophosphoryl diester phosphodiesterase. The transcript is spliced from 6 exons. Bases 1 to 768 code for a protein of 255 amino acids. Lineage: Eukaryota; Fungi; Basidiomycota; Agaricomycetes; Cantharellales; Ceratobasidiaceae. The record is from RefSeq and is a predicted model, not a curated record. Gene Ontology annotation, biological process: lipid metabolic process. Gene Ontology annotation, molecular function: phosphoric diester hydrolase activity.